Clarias gariepinus (North African catfish) is the source of this 2650-nucleotide messenger RNA. RefSeq names its product N-alpha-acetyltransferase 35, NatC auxiliary subunit (gene naa35). Gene Ontology annotation, cellular component: NatC complex. The coding region runs from base 120 to 2297 and encodes 725 amino acids. Gene Ontology annotation, biological process: N-terminal peptidyl-methionine acetylation. The record is from RefSeq and is a predicted model, not a curated record. The transcript is spliced from 23 exons. Lineage: Eukaryota; Metazoa; Chordata; Actinopteri; Siluriformes; Clariidae.
GAAUUAGGUUGAACUACGAAUCCCGUGAUGCAGUUCGGCAAUGACGACUUUCUCAAGCGCCGGGUAAAGGAUUGAUGAGUGGUCGCGACAGAAAGCAAGACAUUUAACCAGCUGUCUUCAUGGUGAUGAAGUCGUCGUGUGAGGAGGAUGAGGGAGCCUGGGGUCUCGGGAUCCCUGACAAGAUGAGGAACAAUGCAGAUUGGGUGGAUAUCACGCAAGACUUUAAAGCAUCAUGUAAAGAACUGAAACUCGGCGAACUGCUUCAUGACAAAUUGUUCGGUCUUUUCGAGGCCAUGUCUGCCAUCGAGAUGAUGGACCCGAAGAUGGAUGCCGGCAUGAUCGGGAACCAAGUGAACCGGAAAAUCCUAAACUUCGAGCAGGCUGUGAAGGACGAGGCGAUCAGAGUGAAGGAUCUGACAUUACCUGAGCUCAUUGGCAUCGUGGACACGUGCUUCUGCUGCUUGAUAACUUGGCUGGAAGGACACUCGCUGGCACAGACCGUGUUCACGUGUCUGUAUGUCCACAACCCUGAACUCAUCCAGGAUCCUGCUCUCAAAUCCUUUGCCCUCGGCAUCCUCAAAGUGUGUGACAUCGCACGUGAGAAAGUCAACAAGGCCGCCGUCUUCGAGGAGGAGGAUUUCCAGGCCAUGACUUACGGAUUCAAAAUGGCCAACAACGUGACGGAUCUGAGAGUAACAGGAAUGCUAAAGGAUGUUGAGGAUGAGCUGCAGAGGAAAGUGAAGAGCACACGGAGUCGACAGGGUGAGCAGCGGGAUCCUGAGGUGGAGCUCGAUCAUCAGCAGUGCCUGGCCUUGUUCAGCAGGAUCAAAUUCACUCGCCUCCUACUGACAGCGCUCAUCUCCUUCACCAAGAAAGAGACAAGCGCAGUGAGUGAAGCGCAGAAGCUGAUGACUCAGGCAGCAGAUCUCCUGCCCGCGAUACACUCCACCAUUCAGUACGGCAUUCAGUCACAGAAUGACACCACGAAAGGAGAUCACCCAAUUAUGAUGGGCUUUGAACCUCUGGUAAACCAGCGCCUGCUUCCGCCCACUUUUCCUCGCUAUGCCAAGAUCAUCAAGCGUGAGGAGAUGGUCAACUACUUCACCAAACUCAUCGAGCGCAUCAAAAUCGUGUGUGAUGUCAUCAACACCAGCAACCUGCACAGCAUCCUGGACUUCUUCUGUGAGUUCAGUGAGCAGUCCCCUUGUGUACUGUCCAGAUCUUUACUACAGACUACGUUUCUAAUCGACAAUAAGAAAGUGUUCGGGACUCACUUGAUGCAAGACAUGAUCAAAGACGCUCUGCGCUAUUUUGUCAGCCCGCCGGUUCUGUCCCCGAAGUGCAGUCUGUACAACAACCACCAGGCCAAAGAUUUCAUCGACUCCUUCGUCACACACUGCUCUCGGCCGUUCUGCAGUCUGAUUCAGAUCCACGGUCACAACAGAGCACGACAGAGAGACAAGCUGGGACACAUCUUGGAGGAGUUCGCCACCCUGCAGGAUGAGGCUGAGAAGGUAGACGCAGCUCUGCACGGGCUCCUGAUGAAGCUCGAGCCUCAGAGGCAGCACCUGGCAUGUCUGGGCACCUGGGUCCUCUACCACAACCUGCGCAUCAUGAUCCACUACCUGCUCAGCGGCUUUGAGCUCGAGCUCUACAGCAUGCACGAAUACUACUACAUUUACUGGUACCUGUCGGAGUUCCUGUACGCGUGGCUAAUGUCCACUCUGAGCCGAGCCGACAGCUCUCAGAUGGCAGAGGAGCGCAUCCUGGAGGAGCAACAGCAGAAAGGACGCAGUAGCAAGAAAAGCAAGAAGAAGAAGAAAGCUCGUCCUCUGGGGAAAGAGAUCACCAUGAGCCAAGCGUACCAGAACAUGUGUGCAGGAAUGUAUAAGACGAUGAUAGCCCUAGACAUGGACGGAAAGGUACGGAAGCCCCAGUUCGAGCUGGACAGCGAGCAGGUGCGCUACGAGCAUCGUUUUGCACCCUUCAACAGCGUGGUGACUCCUCCACCAGUGCACUACAUCCAGUUUAAGGAAAUGUCCGAUCUGAAGAAGUACAGUCCUCCUCCGCGUUCGGCCGACUUGUACAUGGCGGCCAGCAAACAUUUCCAACAGGCCAAACUCAUCCUGGAAAACGUCACCAGCCCUGACGCCGAGGUGAAUCGUAUCCUCAAAGUGGCCAAACCCAACAUUGUCGUGAUGAAGCUGCUAGCUGGAGGACACAAGAAGGACACCAAGGCCCUCCCUGAAUUCGACUUCUCCGCACACAAGUACUUCCCUAUAGUAAAAAUCAUCUGACAACAUCUCAAAGGCUUGUGUCUCCUCGAUCUGCUCCGCUGACCGGGUCAUUUUUGUUGCAGUUAACGUCAGAGCAUCACGCCACAUCACUCAGUCCAAACAUCACACAUGACUAAGACUGUAAAGUCGUUGUGGCAAAAGAGUCUACGUUCUAAUUUAGAGAGGACUAUUACACAGAUCAAGGUUUCUAUGUCGUGAAAUAGCCGAGGUUGUAUACAGAUGGCAUUGUGUGUGUGUCAGGGAGAGCAAGUGAAUGAAGGUCUAUCCAUUACCGUGUGUGUGUGUGUGUGUACUGUAACGUGUACAUCUGUCCUCGUUUGUUACUUUUGAAUUAAAACAUCAUGCCGAACUUA